Molecule: messenger RNA, 1119 nt
Organism: Aureobasidium namibiae CBS 147.97
Lineage: Eukaryota; Fungi; Ascomycota; Dothideomycetes; Dothideales; Saccotheciaceae
Exons: 2
Coding region: 1-1119 (372 amino acids)
Source: RefSeq, a predicted model, not a curated record
AUGGUUCAUGUGCUUGCGCUGGUUGUUUCGUGUCUUUCGUUAUCAUGGGUAUCGGUGUGCGUGCGGUUUUGGCUCAAGCUUUUCAUGAUCGGUCGUACACGAUGGGAUGAUUGGAUAUUGCUGGUGGCAGUGAUACUCUUUAGCGGCCAGUGCAGUUGCGUACUUGCUAUGAUCACGAGCAGCUCACCCGAGAUGGCUACCUACAUGUUCAUGGCCGCUUACAACCUCUCAUUCAUGACUUCAAUAUGCGUCAAAACAUCAUUCGCACUCUCCUUGAACAGGUGUUUCGCAGAAAGAUGGCAGCGCCUUAUCGUCACAAAUAUCACGCUCGCAUUCUACAUCUACGCUAUAACUCGCAUUUUCGUUGACUUGUUCUUUUGCGGACUGCCCAGCAACACUGCUCGCAAAGAGAGUCUGCUGCAAUGCAAGUACUGGCCAAACAUGUUGAUAUGGUGGUUGGCCGCCUCGAUUUUCAACGCCGUCGUAACCUGGAUUUACAUACUGCUUCCUGCAGUCGUCAUCUGGACAUCCAAGCUCAGCCUAAAAGUCAAGGUCUCGGUCUCCUCAAUCACCGUUGUUGGGAUGUUGAGUGGCGUGGCCGCCAUCUUCCGGGUCUUGGGAUCUGGAGCUUUCACGACUCUGAAGAGAUUCGACACAACCAAUCUCAGUAUCAUCUCAUGCGUAGUGCUAGAAAUGGCGUUCGCCAUCAUUGCGACAUCCAUGACGAACGCAACCCGGCUCCCAACCAUACUAGCUCAAAGCAAAAAACACGACUCGGCGCCGACGCCUACCGCUGGUAUAUUCCUCGAGGAGGGUAACUCGGAGUUCAUCAAGUUGUCGCCCAUCAUAUGCCCGCAGAAGGAUAUUGCUAGUAAUUCCUGGAACUCAACAAAGGCGUUGAAAGAUAUUCCUGCGCUUGAGCAAGAAACGCUGGCAGUGCCAUCACCCGCACCCCAACCGCGGCGCUGCUCAUGGUCUCGCCCAUUUGGAGAGUCUGACGCACCGGCUUCGAAGCCAGCACGGCUGACACUGGUUAUUGAAGAUAUCAGUGAUGAUGAGGAUGAUAGCAAUGGAGUUAGGGGAUCACAGGGUGUCAAGAAAGCUUUUACAAAUGUUUAG